This is a messenger RNA of Abrus precatorius (Indian licorice), 1527 nucleotides long. Its product is annotated as sugar transport protein 5-like. The coding region runs from base 1 to 1527 and encodes 508 amino acids. Gene Ontology annotation, molecular function: monosaccharide transmembrane transporter activity. The transcript has 4 exons. Gene Ontology annotation, cellular component: membrane. Gene Ontology annotation, biological process: monosaccharide transmembrane transport. The record is from RefSeq and is a predicted model, not a curated record. NCBI's taxonomy places the organism in Eukaryota, Viridiplantae, Streptophyta, Magnoliopsida, Fabales, Fabaceae.
AUGGCGGGUGGGGGUUUCGCCAUUGAUGCACCAGCCAAAGGCUUUGAUGGCAAGAUAACACUCUCAGUUGUCAUCACUUGCAUAGUUGCUGCAUCCGGUGGCCUAAUUUUUGGAUAUGACAUCGGUGUUUCAGGAGGUGUGACAACGAUGGUACCGUUUCUUGAGAAAUUUUUUCCAUCAAUACUGAGAAAGGCAGCUGGUGAUGUAAAUGUGAACAUGUACUGUGUGUAUGACAGUCAAGUGUUGACGUUAUUCACGUCUUCUCUGUACCUUGCUGGGUUAGUCUCAUCUCUUGCAGCUAGUCGAGUCACCACCGCGUUGGGUCGGAGAAACACUAUCAUUUUGGGUGGGGCCAUCUUUCUCGCCGGCGGUGCCAUUAAUGGAGGUGCUGAAAAUAUUGUUAUGCUCAUUUUGGGCCGUAUUCUUCUCGGCUUUGGGGUCGGCUUCACUUACCAAGCUGCACCGUUGUACCUUUCUGAAGUGGCUCCACCCAAAUGGCGAGGCGCAUUCAACACAGGCUUUACAUUCUUCCUAGGAGUUGGCGUAGUCGUUGCAGGGUGCAUAAAUUAUGCUACAGCCAAGCGCACAUGGGGUUGGCGACUCUCUCUUGGCCUUGCAGUAGCGCCUGCAGCAGUGAUGAUACUUGGUUCCUUUCUUAUAUCUGACACGCCUAGUAGCUUGGUUGAACGUGGCAAGAUUGACCAAGCCAGAAAUGCCUUGCGUAAAGCUAGAGGAUCCUCCAUCGAUGUGGAACCAGAGUUGGAAGAACUCAUUAGGUGGUCACAAAUUGCUAAAUCUAUAAAGCAAGAGCCCUUCAUGGCAAUAUUUGAGAGGCAAUAUCGACCGCAAUUGGUGAUGGCAAUUGCCAUCCCUUUUUUUCAGCAGCUUACGGGAAUUAAUAUCGUUGCUUUUUAUUCACCUAAUCUCUUUCGGUCUGUGGGUUUAGGAAGUGAUGCAGCUUUGCUUUCCACCAUUAUACUUGGAGUAGUCAACCUUUCUUCUAACCUCGUCUCCUCUUCUUUUGUUGAUCGAUUUGGUCGAAGGUUCUUGUUCAUAACUGGUGGCAUUCUCAUGGUUGUUUGUCAGAUUGCGGUGUCGGUUUUACUUGCUGUGGUGACCGGCGUUCAUGGUACAAAGGACGUAUCAAAGGGUAACGCUGUGCUGGUAUUGGUGCUACUGUGCUUAUAUUCUGCAGGUUUUGGUUUUUCAUGGGGGCCUCUAGCCGUGCUAGUUCCAAGUGAAAUUUUCCCCUUAAAAAUCAGAAACACUGGGCAAAGCAUAGCUGUUGCGGUGCAGCUCCUAAUACUAUUUGUGCUGUCCCAAACAUUUUUGUCAAUGCUAUGCCACUUUAAGUUUGGCGCCUUCUUGUUCUACGCGUUUUGGAUUGCAGUGAUGACCGUCUUCAUAAUAUUUUUCUUGCCCGAGACCAAAGGAAUUCCCUUAGAAUCAAUGUACACCAUAUGGGGCAAACAUUGGUUUUGGCGACGGUUUGUUAAAGAAGUAGAAGAGCAAGAUAAUCUUCCAUGA